Molecule: messenger RNA, 4851 nt
Organism: Penicillium crustosum
Lineage: Eukaryota; Fungi; Ascomycota; Eurotiomycetes; Eurotiales; Aspergillaceae
Product: non-ribosomal peptide synthetase
Exons: 3
Coding region: 1-4851 (1616 amino acids)
Biological process (GO): fatty acid metabolic process
Molecular function (GO): medium-chain fatty acid-CoA ligase activity; phosphopantetheine binding
Source: RefSeq, a predicted model, not a curated record
AUGGCGGACUUAUCAAGAUCUUCGCUUGUAGAACAGCUUCUACACCUCCGCAGUGAGGCAUCACACCCAGACUCCUCCCACCGCCUCUCUGCCCUAUUAUCCACGCAUACUGGCCCUUGGCCCAUCCGUCACCUAAUUCCAACAUAUCAGGACAUCUACAAGUCCAUUCCCGAAUCCCACAAGACUAAUAACAAUGAAUCAAUUACUCGCCUUCGUGCACAAGUCAAAGCAGCCACCCCCAAAGUUGCAGAAUUAAUAGGCACAGACUCCCGCGCCGGUCUGAUCGAUGCUAAUACUGGACGGCAUCUGACACAUAUUGCCAUCCGUCAGUUCUUGGAGAGUUUCCAGAUUCCCGUGGGACUCUCCCGGCAUGGAAAGCCUCGCAUCGCUGUCAUCCUGCCUAACGGCCCUCUUAUGGCAGUUGCUGUCCUUGCUUUCGUCAACAGGUACACCAUUGUACCUAUGACAACGAACACGGUACCAGAGCAGCUGCAGACAGAUAUAGAAAACUCGCAAGCUGAUGCUGUUGUCGCGCUGGACGCUGACAUCAGCAAGUUGCAGCUGAACAACGGUAGUCGGCCAGUGUUUGGUAUUGAGCAGCUUGAAGAUAUGACUUUCCAGGUGGUCUCUGCACACAAUGCUUCUACUGCAUACGACCAUCCCCCCAAUUCUGGGGACGAUAUCGCAAUUAUCCUGUUCACCAGUGGUACCAGUGGUACUAAGAAGCUGGUUCCAAUCACAACUUACAACCUCAUCGCUGGUACCAUCGCCACGAUGGAGUCAGUGGAAUUGUCCGAGACAGAUACAUGUCUUAAUAUGAUGCCGCUGAACCAUGUUGGUGGUAUUAUGCGCAGUAUCUUCUCUCCCAUCCUGGCCGGCGGUGCCACAAUAUGCUGCCCCUCGUUUGACCCCAGCAUGUUCUGGGAUGCAGUGCAAAGCCCUCAUAUGACACCAACUUGGUAUUACGCCACACCCACGAUGCACCAAAUGAUUCUUGCUGAGGCAGAGCACCGCCCCGAUGCUGUUAAGCAAAGCGUCAUCAAGUUUAUCUGCAAUGCUGGUGGUGGCCUUCCUCCAACUCUUGCGGUGCAGCUCCAUGAUGUUUUCCACUGCGUCGUCCUCCCCAGUUAUGGCAUGACCGAAUGUAUGCCCAUUGCUGCGCCGCCAAGGGACUAUAAGCUUGAUCGCCCUGGAACAUCGGGAAAGAUCGUUGGUCCCGAGGUUGCAAUCUUGACCGAGAGUGGCGAGCAUGUCUCGCAAAAUGGGAUGCUCGGACAUAUCUGCAUUCGUGGAUCCCCCGCUUUCGAGGGAUACCUGACCCCCGAUGGUAAGAUCGAUACCAACGCAUUCAACGAAUCUGGCUGGUUUGAUACUGGUGAUCUUGGACACCUCGAUGAUGACAACUACCUGUAUAUCACUGGCCGCAGCAAGGAGGUCAUCAACCGUGGUGGAGAAAUCAUUUCGCCAGUCGAAGUGGAAAACGCUGUUCUGACCACGGCCAAGGAUCCUGAGUCCCCACUGUAUGGCCGCGUCACUGAGACAUUGGCCUUCUCUGUCCCAGACGAGGUCCUACAGGAAGUUGUUGGUGUGGUUAUAGUCACACCUCCGGGAGCCACUAGGCCAGAUCUUCGUCAAAUACACGAAGCUUUGCAGCCUAUUCUCCAUCAGCCCAAGUGGCCGGCUCUAGUUGUAUACAUGGAUGGUGUGCCGAAGGCAAACAAUAAGAUCCAGCGUAUCAAACUCGCAGAGCGGUUGUCCUUGGAGACCUUAACCACGACCACACCCCUGGCAGACCGGCACUACCAUGCUGUUUGCCCGCCCACUGGUGCUCCGCUCACUGCAUCGAUUCAGAGGAAACCGUGUGUUAUUGACGAGAACAUCAUCCGCUCGGUUCUUACCGAGAAAGCAAAUACCCCUGACGUGCAUGUGCAAAUAAAUCCACGCGACGGUCUCGCACAAGUUGUUUUGUUUGUCCAGAACCCUGAUGAUGACCAUGUGACACCUGGCGAGCUCCACGAACAUCUUGAUGGCUACCUCGUACCUAGCCGCAUCAUUCCCCUCAAAGGUCCGAUGCCUCUCGAUUUCUACGGAAACCCCGACCAGGCUGCUAUCAAUGAGGCGAUCCACGCCCGCAACUCGGAUGGCGACAUAUCGCCCCCUCAACGCCGUGUGCGUGAGAUCUUCGCUGUCGCCUUGUCUUGUGCACCGGAGGAAAUAUCCUCUGCUACAGACUUUUUCGCGGCUGGAGGUGAUAGUCUUAGUGCUGGCCGUUUGGUUUCGCAACUUCGUCGCGAAUUUGGUAUUUUCCUGGCUGGUGACGUCCUCUUCCAUCACAGCACCGUUGGAGAGAUAGAGCACAAGAUCCUUGAAGCUCUUGAAGUUAAGGCAGCCAAGGGUGACGACGGAGAAGUUGAAUUGCCCGGUUGCGAAAAGACCUACAGCAGCACGAACCCAAUUAUCUUGAUCUUGCAUCUGUUCCCGACUGUGUUCUUCUUCCCCAUGAAGCGCGCCUUCCAGUGGAUGAUGUUCGCACAUGUCGUGGCCGAGUGCUCAAAUCGAUUCCCCAUUCGUGAGAACCUCAUCGCUCGUUUGAUGCUGGUUGUUUUCGCCGUGAUGUCUGCUCGCUUAUGUUCACAAAUUGUGUCUCCCAUCUUUGCUAUCACCUUCAAGUGGCUCGUCAUCGGCCGCUACAAGGAGGGAAUGUCCCCUAUGUGGGGCCCGUACCACACUCGGUGGUGGCUGACCCAGAAGGUAUUGCAGGUGUGUGGAAAGGGUCUUUUCAACAACUACAACUGGUCCCGCAUUCUUUUCUACCGUUUGGUUGGCGCAAAGAUUGGAAAGAAUGUCACCAUGUCUGCAUCCGCUAAGCUUGGUGAGUAUGAUCUGAUUGAGAUUGGGGAUAAUGUUGUUUUGGAUACCUGCGUGUGUCGCCCCUUCGGCGUGGAGCGCAACACCUCUAUGCUUUUGAAGCGUAUUCGCAUUGGCAAGGACUCGUCUAUUGGCAUCAAGUCUGUAGUCGCUCCUGGUGCUGAUAUCCCCGAGAAUACCUGCAUCGGUCCCAACUCGUCGAGCUGGGAACUCCAGGACGCCGAUGAGUCUAACCGCCAAUUGCUUACCUCUCAGAUCCCUAAGCCUCACUGGCUCUGGAUUGUCCUUAUUGUCGAGCCAAUCAAGUUGAUCACAUGGACGGCUGCUCGUAUUACUUGGAUGGGUGGUCUUAUCCCUAUGGUUCUCGAGUUCCCCACUCCCGCGGCCGACAUGUUCCGUUCUACCCUACAGUGGUACACCAGUGAUAAGCGAAUUGCAUUCCACAUUGCCGCAAGAAUCUGUCGUGCUGUUGGUGGCCCAAUUGUGCUCUUCAUUGCGGUCUUGAUAAUCAAGUCCUUCCUAGAUCUCGUCUGUGGCAAGCCCAAGCCUGGUCCUGCCUCAAAACAGUCCACUCGCCAAAAGAUUCGGAGUGCUGUGCUUGCACAGAUUCUACCCGCUGGAGACAUCCAUGAACUCACCCGCCUUACUGGUCGCCACUACGAAUUCGUCUCGAUGGCUGUCCGUGCCCUUGGUGGCAAGGUUGGCAGGCAUGUCUACUGGCCCAGUGUUGGUCCCGUCACUGUCGACUUUGAUCUCAUUGAGGUUGGUAAUGAUGUUGUAUUUGGCUCUCGCUCGACUCUGGUCACAUCCGACGGCUACGGCCGUGACCGCAUCGUGAUUGGUGAUGGUACCAUGGUUGGUGAUCGUGUUGUCGCUUUGCCCGGUGCUACCAUCGGCCGUCAAGCCAUGAUCGGCUCUGGUGCUUUGCUCCGCCGUAACGGUGAAUACCCUGCCAACACUGUCUGGACUGGUAGCAAGGGUGGUGAGGCUAUUCAGUUCCCAAGUUCGACAACCACUUCCACCGCACCAACCAUCGUCGGGGAUGGUAGCAGCAGUCCCAGCAGCAGCAGCGAAGAUGAGAAAACGCCAAUUGAGAAAUCACCCAUUGAGAAGCAGCCCUACUAUAGUAGCAAGGAUGGGACCGUUACUGAGAUCGCUGAGCAGGAGGUGGAUACCUGCAAACCUUUCGGCCGCGCCUUCUACCGCCACGAGGCUAGCUAUUAUGUCCUCCGCAUGUGGCAAAUCGUCUUCUAUUCUACCUUUGCAGUUAUUGUCACUACUGUAUAUUGGCUCCUCACCGUCUUGUUCUCCCUUUUCAUUCUGCGCACUAUCCUAGACUACAGCAAUGCUGCUGGUUUCAAGCAAGGCGCCUGGCGCCCAUUCGUCCUGUACGGCACCCUCGCCUCGGUUUUGUCUAUCAUCACCUCGGCUCAAGUUUUCCUCGCCUUCGGCAUCGUUAUCUGCAUUAAAUGGAUGGUUGUCGGCCGCCGCAAGGAAGGCGAAUACCACUGGGACAAGAGCAGCUACAACCAGCGCUGGCAAUUCCUCCUUUCCUGCGAGACUCUGAUCAAAGACUGCUUUGACGGAGUUGGCCUUCUGCCCAUGAUCUCUGGCUCUGCUUACAUUUCCUGGUACUACCAGCUCUUGGGCGCAAAGAUUGGAAAGGAUUGUGCAAUUCAUGCCAACGGUGCCCCCAGCAUCUUCUUCACUGAGCCUGAUCUGCUCACUCUCGGUGACCGUGUUGCUGUUGACGAUGCCAGUUUGGUUUGCCACUUGAACUCGCGUGGUGGCUUUGAGCUUCACACCUUGAACGUUGGGGACCGGAGUAUCCUGCGCGCUGGAUCGCGUCUGAUGUCCGGUGCUUCUAUGGGCCAAGACGCUUGUCUUUUGGAGCAUACCCUGGUUUUGUCGGGUGAUCAUGUUGAGGAUGGAGAUACGCUCCAGGGAUGGCCUGCCGAAGGAUUUGAAGGGAAGCGUGUUUAG